This is a messenger RNA of Hydractinia symbiolongicarpus, 1471 nucleotides long. Its product is annotated as diamine acetyltransferase 1-like. The record is from RefSeq and is a predicted model, not a curated record. The transcript has a single exon. NCBI's taxonomy places the organism in Eukaryota, Metazoa, Cnidaria, Hydrozoa, Anthoathecata, Hydractiniidae. Gene Ontology annotation, molecular function: N-acetyltransferase activity. The coding region runs from base 358 to 849 and encodes 163 amino acids.
UUAUUUCCAGUGACUUUGUUUUUAUGAUAAACUUGAUCUCCAUAAACGGCUCAAGGCAACAAACCCUGGAAACAAGUAUGCCAAAACUUGUUAGAAUAUACAAGUUUCGGGGACAGUUGUUCUGAGGCCCUGUUGCAACCUCGUUUCCAGUGCCUGCUCAAAUGCUGUUUUAUACGCCACUUCUAGUAACAAGGCAGUAAUUUAACUACUUCAUAAAAAUAUAUUUAUUUAUUAAAUGUUUGUAGACCUAAGGGGUCCAGAAAAAAAGAGCGUGGAAAAAAGUGUCAAGUUCAGCUCUCCUUCGUCGGGUUUUAAUUGAUACGAGUCUUUUUUUAGUUUCCACUUUCUGCAUUCAAGAUGGCGGAUGUAGAUAUACGAGAUGCUCAACCCAGUGAUUGUAAAUUUAUUUUACAAAUGAUUAAAGAAUUAGCUGUUUAUGAAGACGAACCUGAAAGUAGAGUAAAUUUAACCGCGGAAAUUUUGCAAGAGGAUGGAUUUUCCUCUGAUAAAUGGUUUUACAGUUUAGUUGCCGAAGUGGAAGUAAGCAAAGAAAAGUUGGUUAUUGGGUAUGCACUGUUUUUUAGGACAUAUUCAACUUGGGAUGGACGUUCAAUGAAGAUAGAAGAUCUUUAUGUUAAACCAGAGUAUAGAAAACUUGGAGUGGGUCGAAAACUUUUACAAGGAGUCACAGCUAGAGCACUUGAAGAGAAAUGCAUUCGUGUUCACUGGUGCAUUCUUGCUGAAAAUGAGCCAGCGAUCAAAUUUUAUGAAAAAUUAGGAGGCGAAAUUCAACAUGAAUGGAAAGUGUGUUAUUUAGUUGAAGAAAAAAUGAAAGCGCUUGUAAAGUAGACACGAGCUGUAGUUUAUUAUUUUUGAAAUUUAAUACUUUUUUAAAAAAUGCUUCUGUUUUUAUUGCUCAGCUUUUUAAAUAGUCAUUAACUAUGGAACACAGUGUUCUGAAUUUGCCGGCAUGUCGUCCUGCUUGGACUAUUUACUAAACCAUUUCGGAUUUCCUUUUACUUAAGCAUGCGUAGUUGGUUGGGUUUAAAGGUUAGACGCUAUGCGUUCAAGUGAUGAAAUGAAUGGCUGCAUGUUAUAUUUUUUUUCUAAUUUUUUUCUUUUUUACAUUCUCCAUACAAUCCUUAUUUUGCCUCAAUUUUUUUUUUAUAUCUUUUAAUUAUUCUUUGCUUUUUAAGUACUUGUAAUAAAACAAACGCAAAAUAAUUUUUAAACACGUUCUCUUUAGUUAAAAAAUUUACGUGUUGAUUCUGCACGUGAGUUUAUGCUAUCUAGCUCUCCACCGCCACCGCUCGAAGAGUAUUUUUUAUUUUUCCAGCAUAGCUCCUAAAUUACCGAUUUUGAUUUAAUUUCCACAAUCUUUUUUAAAGCCGUUAUUCAUUAUUUUGCGAUAUAGUUGAGAAUUUUCUAAAAACGUAGAUAAACAUUUUAAGAAACUUGUCAGGCUCAAAUA